UGAGUUUCCUGAGACACACAGCAAAUUCCCGUUGGCUAUCUAUUUUACAUAUGGAAUCCAGUGAAUGUAUUCUUUAGAGAAUGUAUCCUUUUCUCACAAGCACUGAGUCCAACUUUUUUGUAGUGCUCCUAUACAUUUUGUACAUCAUAAGUAGUAUAUAUGGAUGCUUCCAAGUAUAGGAAGCUUUAGGCCUCCAAAAUUUGGCAAGUUAUGACUCCUAUAUCACACCAUAUUGUAAUGUAGAAGAAGAACAUUUGUCAGUUAUGGUUAUCAUUACUGAGACUCUUGACUACUGGGAUAAAGAAACAAGGCAAAAGUUGGGAAAAUGUCAUUUGGCAGAUUUUGAAAACAGUGAGUAUGUAGAUAAAAACCUUACAGAGUUUUGGUCACAAGAAUAUAUAAAAUAUAUGGAAACCCUCUGUCAAGAUAUAAAAGACAGUUUUCUAAGCAAUAAGCCCACUUUUUAAAUGGAAUUUCCAUUUUUUGGGUAUAACAUUAAUAUUACAUCAUCACAGGAAAUCAUUUGUUCCCAGGCCUUCAUUCAAACCAUGGAUAUUUCUUUCAAUAAGAAACUGAUGUUAUACCAGUUCUGAGACAUGGCCAAGAAGUGUGAAGUUCCCCUAAUGGUAUACAACCAGGCAUUCAUAUAUUUUGAUCAGUAUUCUGCAAUAUGAAACACUGUUCAAAAUGUGACUGUUGCAUCAACAGCUAUGUUCAUUGUUUCCUUAUUGUUAAUUCCUCAUCCCCUGUGUUCUUUGUGGGUAACUUUUGCUAUUGCUUCUGUGAUUAUGAGCCUCAUGGGUUUUAUGGCCCUCUGGAAUGACAAUCUUGAUAUCAUCAUAGCCAUGAUUAAUCUUGUCAUUUGUAUAGGGUUUUCUUUUGACUUUUCUGCUCACAUUUCUUAUGCAUUUGUUUCCAGUUCAGAGACUUCAGUAAACUGAAAACCCACUGAGGCAUUGUAUCUGCUAGGCUACACUGUGUUACAAAGUGCAGUUUCAACAAUAAUAGGGAUGUGUGUCCUAUCUGCAGCUAAAGCAUACAUCUUCAGGACAUUUUUUCAGAUGUUUCUUGUGAUGGUAUUUGGAGCUGCUUAUGGUCUAAUUUUUUCUCAGUAUUCUUAACCUUUUUUUUAAAGUUAGUUUGAAAAGUCACUAACAAAGACCAAUUGCAGUAUUCCUGAUUGGCCCAAUCCAAUAUGAUGAAAACACGCUAUUAAGAAUAGUCAAUAGACUAAAACCAA
Capra hircus (goat) is the source of this 1240-nucleotide messenger RNA. It is a transcript of the gene PTCHD3, whose product is annotated as patched domain containing 3. Gene Ontology annotation, cellular component: membrane. The record is from RefSeq and is a predicted model, not a curated record. NCBI's taxonomy places the organism in Eukaryota, Metazoa, Chordata, Mammalia, Artiodactyla, Bovidae.